Hibiscus syriacus is the source of this 1869-nucleotide messenger RNA. Its product is annotated as NO-associated protein 1, chloroplastic/mitochondrial-like. Gene Ontology annotation, molecular function: GTP binding; GTPase activity. Lineage: Eukaryota; Viridiplantae; Streptophyta; Magnoliopsida; Malvales; Malvaceae. Bases 47 to 1738 code for a protein of 563 amino acids. The transcript is spliced from 13 exons. The record is from RefSeq and is a predicted model, not a curated record.
UUGUGUGUGAAAGUGUAAAGCCUCCACGAGACAAUAACAGACGCUAAUGGCGCUCAAAGCCCUUUCCACAUUUCUCUCCCCUCUCUUUCUUCCAAAGCACCACUCUCUCUCUAUCUUCAACCCUACACCCCUCAAUAUUUACCGGCAACCCACUCCCGUUUCCUGCAAAUCCAUUCACUCGCACUCCCCAACCCAAUUUCCACCCUCCGAUACGAAUUUACUGUCUUCCGAUCCCGAAGGUACCGGUGCAGCUGCGCCAACCCGGGGAGACCGGUUUCUCGAAAGGCAACAGGCUGAAGAGGCGGCUAAGCUUGUCAUAAAGGAGAGUAAGAAGAAGAAGAAGAAGGUUCUGAAGGUUAAUACGAAAACCGCCUGUUGCUAUGGUUGCGGAGCUCCAUUGCAGACUUUGGAGCUGGAUGCUCCGGGUUAUGUGGAUAAGGAUACCUAUGAAUUGAAGAAGAAACAUCACCAGCUAAGAACGAUUCUUUGUGGGAGAUGUAGGCUUUUAUCUCAUGGGCAUAUGAUAACUGCUGUUGGUGGGAAUGGAGGUUAUUCUGGGGGCAAGCAGUUUGUUUCGGCUGAUGAGCUUCGAGAAAAGCUCUCUCACUUGCGACACGAGAAGGCUUUGAUUGUUAAAUUGGUUGAUAUUGUGGACUUUAACGGCAGCUUCCUAUCCCAUGUGCGUGAUCUUGCUGGUGCAAAUCCUAUAAUACUAGUUGUGACUAAGGUUGAUCUCCUUCCAAAAGGGACAGAUUUUAAUUGUGUGGGUGAUUGGGUUGUGGAGGCCACUACAAAGAAGAAGCUUAAUGUCUUGAGUGUGCAUCUUACUAGCUCGAAGUCUUUUGUAGGGAUAGUUGGAGUUGCAUCAGAAAUCCAAAAGGAGAAGAAGGGACGGGACGUAUACAUUCUGGGAUCAGCUAAUGUUGGAAAAUCUGCAUUUAUAAGCGCCUUACUGAAGAUGAUGGCACAAAGGGAUCCAGCAGCUGCAGCAGCACAAAAGUACAAACCGAUACAAUCUGCUGUUCCUGGAACUACUUUGGGUCCAAUCCAGAUUGAUGCUUUCCUUGGAGGAGGGAAAUUGUAUGAUACACCGGGGGUUCAUCUUCACCAUAGGCAAGCUGCAGUAGUUCACUCAGAAGAUUUACCUAUCCUUGCUCCUCAGAGUCGGCUUAGAGGCCAAUUAUUCCCUGUUGCUUCCAAAAAUGGGAUGGCAGGGAUAUCCGGUACCAAUGGCUUAAAUGGAUUCUCAAUACUUUGGGGUGGCCUUGUUAGAAUUGAUAUCUUGAAGGUUCUCCCGGAGACAUGUUUGACCUUUUAUGGUCCAAAGCGGUUGCCAAUUCAUGCUGUGCCUACUGAUGAAGCAGAUGAAUUUUAUAAGAAAGAGCUUGGAGUUCUGUUGACACCACCAACUGGAAAGGAUAGAGCAGCUGAAUGGAGAGGACUGGAGACAGUGCAGCAAUUGCAAAUAAACUUUGAGGAUGCAGAAAGACCUGCUUGUGAUGUGGCUAUUUCAGGACUGGGUUGGAUUACCGUUGAACCGAAACACAAGUCUCUUGGAGUAUCUGAAAGUAAUUUUGCAGAAACAAUCAAAGAAUUGCAAUUUGCAGUCCAUGUACCCAAGCCAGUUGAAAUUUUUGUUAGGCCUUCGAUACCCGUUGGUAAGUCCGGAACAGAAUGGUACCAGUACCGAGAGUUAACAGAAAAGGAAGAAGAAAUAAGACCAAAGUGGUAUUUCUAAGGGCUUUUUUUUUUUUUUUAAUUUUCUUUGUACUGUAUGUGUUUAGUUGGGAUGAUAUUGGCUGUAAAGCUGAGAAAUAUUCAUGCUGUAUACACAAUGAAACUGAGAAUACGAAGCGGGAGCUUGUUUGU